Chara braunii is the source of this 19304-nucleotide messenger RNA. NCBI's taxonomy places the organism in Eukaryota, Viridiplantae, Streptophyta, Charophyceae, Charales, Characeae. The record is from the annotation of a GenBank genome assembly.
CCAUGGCCGCCUCCCCCACUCUUCACACACAUAGGCCGAGGCUAUGGCGGACUACGAGGCCUUGCUCCGAUGUCCAAAGGACAACGCAGAGCAGCUAUGGCUGCCCCAGCUCAGGCCGCCAUGCCCAGCCCUCCCUUGAAGCUUCGUGGUGUAGCUCCCCCCGGCUGGGGACUCCUUGCAGCAGCGCCCACCAAGGUGAUGAAGAAGGCUGCCACCAUAGCCAGACUAGAUUUCAUGCAGAACUCUUUGGACCAGAUCUUGGACCUUUUGCAAAGGCCAGGAUUCCGGCCAGCAGCACAGUCGCCGUUGCCGUUAACGACGAUGUCAGACCCCUUUAUGGAACAAGCUGGCACACAGCCAAGUGGUACGUCUGCAACAGCCGCACAAAACGUUGCUUCUUCUUCUUCUGGGUCAGCGGUGGUUGCUACACCAUCACCGCAACAACCUGUUCCUCAACAGGGACAGCAGCAAGGUCAAUGGUACCCAAAGACCCCUAUGAAACCGCCCCUUGCCUUCUCCGGAGAGAAGAAGGAUAAGGAACUCAACACAUGGUUGAGAACGGUUCCAAUGUGGGUAAAGGCAAAGAGGACUUUGCAGGAGGAGGAGGUGAUUACUGCUGCAUCUUACCUUGAGGGUAAGGCAGCCAAAUGGCUAGAUGGAUUAGUAGCAAAGGCCGGGUACGGACGAAUGGCAGACUGGGCUAAGACCCUUACGUUAGAACGGUUCUUGGAAAUGAUAGAAGAUCGCUGGCACAAUCCACAACAGACACAAAUUGCCACUGAUGCGAUGCAUAGACUAGACCAACGAAAGUUCAAGUCAGUUAGAGAGCUAACAACUACCGUAGAGAGCCUUAUCGUAGUUCUCGGCAUACACUACGAUGACCAGGUCUUAUUGACCAUGUUUGUGAGAUGUCUCCCAGAGAAUCUCAGGAACUUAAUAGCCAGUGAGGCUCGCCUCGAGUAUCACUCGUUUGAGACAUUAUCUAGAAAAGCCUUAGACUUAGAGGCUACUCUAGGAAGUGCUCAACCUACUCAAGUCGACACAAGGAAGAAGAAGAGUCCACAGGAAUGGAAGAAGAAGGGGAGCAAAUUGAUGAUGGUUGAGUCCGAUGGGACUCAAACUGAGAUCGAAGAGCUCACAGACCUGUUGGACUAUUCAGAGUACGACGGCGAGGAAAUCGCUAAGGGUAGCACCCUCACCGCAGUUGUAAAGACUAAGGUGAAGCGAAAUACAUGGCUUACUCUGGUGCUGGAUGUUCCAGAUAUACUGUCCGGUUGUUUUCGAGGUUCAGUUUUGAGAUGUGUGGAUGUUGUUGUACUUGGGUCUGUCUUCAAGUUGCGGAAGAUUUUCACUCUGCGUUGCCGGCCAUUGGAUCUUGCGGCAUUUGAUGGUGAUGGUCGGAAGAAGACCAAAGCAAACGGGAUGAUUGGAGAGCCAAUUCCGCAGGAACACUCAUUUGCUACAGGGGUGGAGUCCUUCAUGCAAAUUUUGGACAUGAGUUGUCUGAACGAGGCCCUGAACAUAAGGGCAGGAAGCAUGACUGAGGCAAACGUGUCGAGCAAAACUAAAGUUGAUGCAAAUGGUAGCAGGCUCUUCUCAUCUGCAAAGGCUGGUUCCGAUGGGCCAGUGCAGGUGGGCCAAAAUGGCAAUGCGAAAGUGCAAUCGGCAGGUGAUGAUGUGCAAACUGUGGAGAAAGGAAUGGCAGUGCCACCACACCGCAAUGGCCGAGGGAGAGUGGUGCAAAAUGACAGAUUGAGUGUUGAUGAAAGCGUGGAUGAGCAGAUUUCCAUGGGACACAAAGGAGGGGAUGUCUACCUCCCAACAAUGGGAGAGAGGAAUGGGAGUGGUAACCAGACAGGGCUGAUGGACCAGGAGGGGAGAAGUAGAUUGAAAUCACGAGGAAGAUCAGUGAUGAAUGAAGCGCUUUCUCGGAAGCCUGUGGAUGCGAAGGCCUUAGGAGGAAGGUAUAGAGAGAGGAAGCAGGAGUCCAUUGACACCAUGCAUCGCCAGGACUCCUGCAUGUCCAGCCCAGAGAAGCAAUCUGGUUUUGUCACUGAUAAGAAAGUUGUCGAUAAUGGUCUAUUGAGUCUGCCUUUGAAGUCGUCUGUCUCUUUGGAAUCAAGGAGGCAAGUGACACCGAGAAGCAAGCGGGCAAGCCACCUGAAUUGCGGUGAGCAUGUGGCUGUAGAGGAUUUUUCAUGGAAGGGUUCACUUGUGAAUAAAUUGAAAAGCAAGCGUGUUUAUUGCCAGUCAGUGCACAUGGAUGCUCCACACUCAGAUUUUUCAGACAGAGACUCUGACAGCAACUCUAACCAUGAUCUUUUCCUAGAGGAGCAUCACAAACGGCUGAUGCAGGCAACUACCCCUUCAGGUGGGAAGUAUAGUGGGGUUGAGGUUCCAAGUGCCUGUGAUCCUCUCCGGACAGUAAAGGAGUCCGAAGUAAAGGUCGAAUGGUUGCACCAGUCUGAUAGCAUUGACAUGAAAAGCAAAGAAAGGGAGGAUCAAAUCAGGAGCAAAAGUUGUGGCAGGAUGAUAGAUUGGCGGUCUGGAAGCGUCACUGAUGUUGACUGUACAGUAACUACUAAGGACUUGCUCCGUGUCAGAGGGGGUAGGCAUGAAACAUGCCGUGAAGGCUCUCCACGAGGCCUCUUUUCAAGCUUGUAUUCGACAAAGGAAGGACAGGGAAAACUAAGGAAUGGCUUAAUGCCUGAUGGAUUAGGUAGAAGGCGGGCUUCUGUCUCAUCCCCGUCACCAUGUGCGCAAUCCAGUCACACUGUGGUCAAGGCCAGAUCAGCUAGCAGUACAAGAGCUAGCAGUCAAAAUGAUGACUCUGGGAACAGUGGCAGGUGCAGACGAUGCUCCCUUUAUGAAAUGGAAAGCGCAGAUGAUUGUGGUGGAAGGGGAAGCGCAGUACUGCGAAGCACUCGAAGUCCUCCAGGGGAUAAGCUGCAAUGUUCACGAAAAAGCCCUGUGGCUGAGUCUAUCAAAAUUUCCACACCAAACAGGAUGCAGUCACCAUGGAGGGGGGCUGGAAGGCCAAACACGAAAGUGAUGGGAAAUGGAGUUAGAACUGGCAAGUCCCUUGACUCUGGGAGUUCAUAUAGUGGUAGGAGCUCUCCUGUAUGUGAACUUGAAUCUGCACCACUUCAAGCAGCCGACAUAAUCAAUGGGAUAGGCAAAACAAGACACAGUUGCUUAUCCCAAAGGUCACACCCCAAUGCCUCAAGUAGCUCUGUGAUUGAGCAGAGUGUGCCAAUCCCAGAGGGCAGACAAAGUCCAGCCGGCCUGCCUAUUCCAAGUAAGAGAUCCGAUGAUCCAACUAUUAGACUGCAAACGACAAGCAGGAAGGCAACACCCUCAAUAUCAAGGAGCUUGUCGAAACGGUCCAUCAGUACUGAAGAAAAUGUCACAAAGGUAGGUGUUAGGAAGAAUAGUGACCUCGGUUUGUCAAGAAGUCGCUCUGCAAUUUCAACCAGGAUGCGGAGGUCCUGUGACCUCGGGUCAGUUGGAAGAAUGAAGGAGAGCAUUCGAGAUGGCCAAAUGUACGCCAGGAAAUCCCAUGCUCAGCUGCCUCUUGAGAAGAGAGAGGUUGGGGUACAUGACAAAAAGGCAAUCAUGGAGUGCUCAACUACACCUCAAAAUGGUGCUCUGCAGUCAGGAAAAGUGUCUGCACUGGAACAGAAGAAGGAAAUCAAAGCUGGCUCAGUAAUGCGACAGUCACGUAAUGGUACUGCAGAGCUUUUCCGUGGGAGUGGAAGUAAGUCAGGAAGUCCUCACAAAAUGACUGGUUGCAGUGAUGAAGUGAAUCUUUCAGUACUGAAAGCCAAACGGAGGCCAGGUGGUGUCCAAGCUAGAGUGAUGGAUACACGUCAAAAAACCAUGCAUGAAGAAUUCAAGGUUGUGGAAUGGCAAGGUAAAUGCUCAUCUGACUGUGAUAUAGCAGAAGAAGAUGGACUACGCUGUUCCUUUUCACCCAAUGCAUGCAGUGCGGAUGUGCAUCAGAGUGGAACACCUCCAAAGACUCCUCCUGACCUUUUGAGCCGAGUAAGUAGGUCAUAUUCUACCAGAGUUAUCAUAAGAGGGGAGAUGGACAGUGCCUCAGUUCACCGUUUGCCACUGGAACGUAGCCACAAUGCGGAGGUGAUCAUGGCAGAUCAAGGCAGGCUUAGUUACACCGAUAGGAGAAGAUAUUUGAACAUGUCCGGCACACCAGGGGUGAAGUCGUCAGAGACCUGGGAUGGCUGUAAAAGUUUGGAUAGUGAUGAUGAAUUCGACCAGGGCAGCCCCAUUUUUCAGGAGACUCAUGCUUCAGAAACAGCCACAAUGAAUCGCCAAUGGAAGUCACUGAGCUUGGACGGUUGCAAAGAAGGGGCGCACUGUCGGCGGGACUGCUUGGCCGAUGAAGACCUACGCCAUGUGAACAAGGUAGCUGAUCCAUUUUUGCCCUUUGUCGUCACCACGGACGCGAGUCAGUAUGGGAUAGGCGCCGUGUUGCAGCAAGAUGACGGCAAUGGCUACAAACCUGUAGAGUUCAUGUCAGCGAGGAUGCCCUCAGAGAAGGUUGCUACCUCCACGUACGAGAAAGAACUCUACGCUCUCAGGCAGGCCCUAGAGCACUGGAAACAUUACCUGCUUGGGAGGGACUUCAAAGUGUAUUCUGACCAUGAGACACUUAGAUGGUUAAAGACUCAGUCCAAGAUGACACCUAAGUUGACUAGGUGGGCCGCAGAGAUAGACCAAUAUGACUUUGAGCUCAAGUCGGUAAAGGGCAAAUUUAAUGUAGUUGCGGAUGCUCUGAGUAGAAGAGCAGACUACUUUGGAGCUAUAGUACACUAUCAGGAUAUAGGGAGAGACCUGCAGGAGAAAGUGAGGCAAGCGUAUGCGCAGGACCCUAUCUAUAGUGCCCUCCUAGAGAGAGUUAGAGAGGCCCCAGAGAUCGAGCCAGAUUACCACACUAUAGAGGGAUUACUGUUUGAGAAGACUAAUGUAUUUGGGCGCCUGUGCGUUCCCAACAGCGAAGAGAUCCGCAGUCUGAUCCCAGGGGAAUGCCACGAUACUGAGGGACAUUUUGGUUGGAAAAAGACUCUAGCCAAUCUAAUGCAUGUGUAUACCUGGCCAGGGAUGAAGAAUGACUGCAUAGAGUAUGUUCGCAGUUGUAAAGUUUGCAAGAGGAACAAGACCACUACGCGUGCCCCUCAAAAUCUUCUCAGACCCCUGCCUAUUCCUGAUCAGCCGGGAGACUUAGUGUCCAUAGACUUCAUGGGCACCCAAGUCAAGAGCAGACAUGGUAAGAGCCAAGUCAUGGUCAUAGUUGACCGAUUUAGCAAGUAUGCAGUUUUUGUUCCUUCGCCUGCAGAGGCACGUACAGACUUAGUUAUACGGAAGUUCUUUGAUUCUUGGAUUUUGCCUGUCGCUAAGCACAAGUACAUCGGUGCCCUGUUCCUGAACUCAAAGGGCGGAUGCCAGACCUGGUUGACCCACCUGGCAACCUCCCACGGCGUCGAUGUACCGGACCUCAAGGACAAGAUCAUAUGGGAAGAACUGACACGGUUGAGGAAGAAUCGGUUCAUCGUCGACGACGCGCCAGCACUCGCCAUCAACCGACUGUUCACCAUGUCACAGGGCAACACAGCAACACGGGACUGGCUCACGGAGUGGCAGAAGAUUGCGGCUGUGCCCAAUCUGAACUUACCAUUUGAGCAUCUACGCCGUGAGUUCUACAACAGGUCCUGUGCUGCAUGGAGCCAGGCUCUUGGUGAUCGCGAGCAGUACUCAACCUUCGCGGAGAUCAUUGACAAAGCGAGGGAGAUCAUCGAGACCAACAGGUCAGCUGCACACGAGAAAUCAACAUCAUGGCAGCCGACCUAUGUGGAGAAGGUACGAACUGGUCCGCGACAGCAGCACUUCGCUGCAGUCCAGCAGGACAAUGGAGAUAACCCAGCAGCCAGUCCAGCAUCAAGUGACGGAGAUCAGGUGGCUGUUGUCCAGCCGCGAAGCACCAACAAGUCCCGCAACAAUGGGAAGGCGAAAUCCGCAUUGCAGGCCGGAAAUGGACAGCCAGGACAGUUUCCAUGGGUCAAGUUUGGUUUGACCGAGGCGGAGUACAAGCUCGGGAAACUGAGCUCCACGGAAGGUGAGGCGACUCCACCUUCUACUCCACCAGAUUCGGCCGCCUUGCUAGCGGCCUCUUGCACAUCUGGGGAGGAUGCGAAUGUCGCAAGUCCUCGGUAUACUUACGAGGAUUAUGCUGUCCACUUGGUUCCACCGCUGGACCAACCGCUCCACGUGCAACAAUCUACCGCAUGCACGGUUUCAUCACCAUCGGCAACCGAUUCGGCAGCUUCGCCGCCAUCUAUCGCCGGGGAUUCAUCGUCGUGGUCAAGACUCGAGGUGCUCGACCCACUGACGUUCACGGACUUCCAGUGGAUGCCCGUUCCCCCGACCGGACGAUUGCCGAAACCGCAUUGCAAUGUGCUCAUGGCACGAUUGCGGGAUUACUUGCACACUGCAGUACCGACUCGGUUGAUGGACGCCGGAGAAGAGGUUGUCGACCUUCACGUCUACAUUGCGAAGAUCGGCUGCGAGUUCAAGACGCAACGGUACGACGACAUCGACGCACCAUUGCUAUAUGUACGCAUUCAGAUCGGAGAAGCGACCUGCAACGUUUUGAUCGAUUGCGGAGCAUCUCGCAACUACAUCAGCCAGGACUUCAUGGUGCGAGCCGGCGUUGGCCCACGGGUCCGGAGGAAGUCCCAGCCUAUGCAAGUCACGUUGGCGGACGGUCACACGCACAAGUCAAUCGACCGGUGCAUUGACAACGUCCCAGUGUACUUUGCCCCUCACGCAAGUGAGGCGGUGUCCUUUGACAUUCUGGACACCAAAUUCGACAUGAUCUUGGGCAGGUCAUGGCUGCGAAGCAAGGAUCACCCGGUGAACUUCUUCAACCACACCGUUCACGUUCGUGAUCGGAACGGAGUAUUAGUUCCAUGCACGGUGCCUCUUCCUCAUCCUUCGAUCAGCUGCCACAUGGUAUCCGCCGCAAGCAUGCGAGCCUCCAUCAUCAGAGACAACAUCGAGGAGAUGGGGGUGUGUUUUCUCCACGCCCUCCCGCCCCAUGACGCUUCAUCGACGGACUCAUCUGCGGAUCCACGCAUCAUCGAACUUCUCGACGCCUACAGCGACGUGUUCGAAGGCCCGCACGGAGUAGUACCGGAUCGACCCAUCCGCCACGAGAUCAUCCUCGAGGACGGGGCCGUACCUCCACGCGGUUGCAUCUACCGAAUGAGCGAGGAAGAGUUAAGUGUGCUUCGGGCACAACUCGACGACGUUCUGGAGAAAGGCUGGAUUCGGCCUAGCUCAUCGCCAUACGGUGCUCCUGUUCUCUUCGUCUGGAAGAAGAACAAGGACCUGCGGUUGUGCAUCGAUUAUCGCAAGCUCAACGCGCAGACGAUUGGGAACGCCGGCCCUCUCCCACGCAUCGAUGAUCUUCUCGAGCGAUUGUGCGGCGCCCAGUUCUUCUCCAAGCUGGAUCUCAAGUCAGGGUACCACCAACUAGAGAUUCGCAAGGAGGAUCGCUACAAGACCGCGUUCAAGACACGGUAUGGGCAUAUCGAAUGGCUGGUUAUGCCAUUUGGCCUUACGGAUGCCCCGACCACUUUCCAAGCGGCUAUGACAACGGAGUUCCGACACAUGCUGAAUCUGUACGUACUUAUCUAUCUCGACGACAUCCUGGUGUACAGCCGGAGUUUGGAGGAGCAUGUGGAACACCUGCGCACCGUUUCGGAGCGGCUACGACAGGCCAAGUACAAAGCCAACCGCGACAAGUGUGAAUUUGCGCGGCAGGAGCUGGAGUACUUGGGCCAUUAUGUGACGCCGCAAGGGAUCCGUCCGCUUGCAGACAAGAUCGAGGCCCUACGAGUAUGGCCCAAGCCCACCAACACCACGGACGGGCUACUAUCAGCGAUUCAUCACUGGAUACUCCAGGAUUGCUGCACCUAUGACGAGGUUACAGUCGCCAAAGAGAGACGGCUUAGGGCUGAAGCUAUAGCCCGUGCUCGAGCAGUGAGCGUGAGGACAACAGCAACUGUUGCACAAGAGUUAGCAGCAGCUAACGCAGCAGCAAGGCAAGCUGCGGCAGCAGCAAUGGCUUUCGCGGCAGCAACCAAUGGUGCCACCUCGUCUGCCACUYAGUUGGGCAUGCCCACUGGGUCCGCGGGUAAUUCCAGUGUCGCAGGUUCUAGUCACUCCACCAGUCAAAUGGCGGGCUCGCAGUUAAGCCCAAUGACCCCACGCCAGCGGGAGUUGAGGGAACUCCAGCAAGUUGAAAGGAUUCGCACUAGGUUAGAGAGGGAACUAAAGGAAGCUGCUGAUAGAGAAAAGGAGAUUAGAGAUAGGACAGUCAGAUUGGAAACGGUAGAGGCCGACAAAACUGCACUAGAGGCAAUGGAUGAGUCAACAAUGAACGACCAUGUAAGAGUGUUGAGGUCUAGCUUGCUGCCGUUGCAUGCACAUGUAGACAGUAGGAUGGACUUCAUGCAGGACACUCUGGAUCAGAUAUUGGCUCAGUUGCAGCAGCUAGGACCAAGGCUGCCASCAGUUGCAAGAUCGCCGCUCCCUAUGUCCGCGAUGAUAGGCACCUACCCCCAUGCUGGCACACAACCAAGCGGUUCGUCAGCAGCAGCACCUCAGACUGUUGCUUCUACUUCUUCCGGUCCUGCGGUGGCAGCCACUCCACCACCGCAACAGCAACCUGUUCCACCACAGGGACAGCAGCAAGGCCCAUGGUACCCAAAGACCCCAAUGAAACCACCUGUCGCCUUCUCUGGUGAGAAGAAGGACGAGGAACUCAACACAUGGUUGAGAACGGUUCCAAUGUGGGUAAGGGCAAAGAGGACUUUGCAAGAGGAGGAAGUGAAAACUGCUGCAUCUUAUCUUGAGGGUAAGGCAGCCAAAUGGCUAGACGGGAUUAUAGCGAAAGCUGGGUUUGGAAGACGCAUGGCAGAUUGGGCUAAGACCAUGACGUUAGAUGAGUUCAUAGACAUGGCAGAAGCUCGUUGGCAUAAUCCGCAGCAGGCACAGAUUGCCACUGACGCCAUAAUAAGACUACACCAGCGACGGUACAAGUCCAUUAGGGAGCUUACGACUACCGUGGAGAAUCUCAUCGUAGUCCCAGGCAUUCGCUAUGAUGACCAGGUCUUAUUGACCAUGUUCGUGAGAUGUCUCCCAGAGAAUCUCAGAACACAGUUGGCCAGCGGGGCACACCUCGAGUAUCACACUUUUGAGUCCUUCUCUAGAAAGGCCCUAGAUUUAGAGGCUACUCUAGGAAGUGCUCAACCUACUACUCCAGUAGACGGGAGGAAGAAGAAGAGUCCACAGGAAUGGAAGAAGAAGGGGAGUAAAUUGAUGAUGGUUGAGUCCGAUGGAACUCAAAUUGAGAUCGAGGAACUCACAUACCUGUUGGACAGUUCAGAGUACGACGGUGAGGAGAUCGCUGAGGGUAGCACCCUCGCCGCAGUAGUAAAGACUAAGGCAGGUCGCCGAGGGAAGGGCCAUCAAAAGAGUCAAGGGCAGGCCGCCUCCAAUCAGACCAAAGUUGCUGAUUGGGUCAAGGCAGGUCUUGAUCAAGAUGUGUGGCGGGACCGAAGAGUGCGUGGUGCUUGCAUCAACUGUGGUGAGUAUGGUCACACCCAGUACAAGUGCAAGAACGCCAAGGUCACGCAGAAGAUACCGCCUAAGUUGCUGGUGGGAGCCUAUCAGGAAGACCCUGUCACGAUGGACAUCAUACUCAAGCUUCAAGCAAAAGACAAGGCCACAGAAGAUGAGUUUGUGAUGGUGGACGGGCUUCUCUUUCUUGAUAAGGCUGGAUUUAAAAGGUUAGUUGUUCCAUCUAGUGAACGUUUGCGUAGUUUAUUCUUAGGAGAAUGUCAUGACGCAACCGGUCACUUUGGCUACAAAAAAGCGAGUGCCAAUCUAGUAAAGCGAUUUUGGUGGUCCGGAAUGCUAGAAGAUGCAAAGAAGUAUGUUGAGACCUGUCAGGUCUGUCAGCGAGAUAAGCCGCGAACUCAAGCACCGCUUGGGUUGCUGAAGCCUUUACCUAUCCCCGCUGGUCCGGGACAGAGUGUUUCCAUGGACUUCAUGGACACCCUGGUGACCAGUAAGAGUGGCAAGAGACACAUCUUUAUCAUCAUAGAUAGAUUCACCAAGUACGCUAGACUAAUUGCCAUGCCAGAGACCGCAAGGACUGAACACGUCAUCAAGUUGUUUCUGGACAAAUGGGUGCGUGAUUUUGGACUACCGAAGUCAAUCGUUAGUGACAGAGAUGUCCGCUUCACAAGUGAGCUGUGGAAGAAGACUGCUGAACAGAUGGGCAAUCAACUUCAGAUGACUUCAGGGAAUCAUCCCAAAGCCAACGGACAGGCCGAGCAAAUGAACAGAGUUGUACAACACCUGCUGAGGCAUUACAUCAAGCCCAAUCCGGAUGAUUGGGAUGAGAAGUUGCCUCUCAUCGCCAGCCUGUACAACAACGCUGUACACAGCAGUACCGACGUUAGUCCUAAUCAGUUGCACUUGGGAUGGAAGCCUAGAUCAGCUUUGGACUUCCUCCUACCUGAAAAUCGACCCUCUGCAACUCCAGGCACACUUGAGUAUGGUGUGCAGUAUGAGAAGUUGCUGCGGCAAGCUGUCGAGCACAUCAAGAAAGCUCAACAAGCAAUGAUUGCUUCUGAGAACAAACAUCGUCGACAGUCCUCAUUUCAGAUCCCGCGCAAGCGACGCACAGCCAUGGCUGCAGCAGCCGGCUACGCUGACAGCAACAUGCCAGGCAGUCCCAAGAGGCCGGUUCCCCCUCCUGUGCCAGUUCAACAGGCAAAUGAAGACGCACUCGCGUUUCUCGAGCGUCUCCAACAGUAUACGGAGACCAAUGCCACCGAACUCCGCACAUGGGAGAAGGAGAAUGCCGCCCGACGGGAAGCCAUGCGACUCCAACAAGAAGCGGAACAGGCAGCGCGUCAGCAGGACGCUGCCGACUCUGCAGCAGCCGCAGGGCUGCAGCAGCAGCAGCUCGAGGCAAGUCAAACUCAGGCUCGGUACCAGGCUGCCAUGAACCUUCUCAACGAAGAAGCCGCAUACGACAGAGUACUCCGACAACAGCACUUCCGAGCAACUGAGGAGCAAGAAGAACCGACCAAGGACGAGAGAAACAGGGAAACUACAGCAGUCUUGAUUGAGAACCUGUUGUACACGUGCAAUUGGCAGCAACGUGAACUGUUGGCUAUGCGGCAGGUCCUCAUCCGCCAUGAAGGCAACUUCAAGGCAAUGGAUCAGAACAUCACUGCCCUGCAGGCCGACACCGGCAUGCUGCAGGCCGCCGACAGCCAACAGCAGGCCAUCAACGACCGACUGCAGGACUCCGUCGAUGCCGGGAUGGCACGACUGUCCGCAGUCGAGUCAACGGCGCUUGAUGAGCGGAUCAAUCACAUCGUCGCAUCCCUUGGCGACAUCAGCAAGUUUGUCGGAACCUCGACAGUCAGCAGUCAAUUGAAGACGCUCAGCGAGCAAGUCCAGCAACGAGCGGCCGCCAAGGAAUGGAAGAUGCCGAACUUCAACAUCGAGAAGUUCGACGAUUACCAUAAGACCAAUCCGCUGCAAUGGUGGAUGGCGUUCAACGCAGAGGCCGACGUACAUCAUACUCCGCCCCUACGGCGGAUGGACGCAUUGUACCUCCAACUUAUAGGCAGGGCGCAAACAUUCAUGACGCACAUGCCCGUCACGCUCGAAUGUACCAACGCCACCCUCCACACGAAGAUCACGUGGGAGGAGUUUGAAAAGAAGUGGAAGACCCGGUUCAUGGUGAACAAUGACAAGCGUCACACCUUGAACAAGAUCUUCCGCAUCUUCCAAGGCCAGCAACCUUCACGGGAAUGGCUGACGGAGUGGCAAAGACUUGUCGCCACCCCGGAGUUGAACCUGCCGUUCAACUCAAUCCGAGGCGAGUUCUUCGCCCGAUCUUGCGACGCCUUGACAGCUGCUUUCGGCAGCGAAUUCGAGUAUAAGAACUUUGACGACAUGAUCGCCAAAACUAGAGAGCUUAUACAAGCUAUGAGGAUGUCUUUCAAGCUCCCGCCGGAGUCAUACCGGAUCGGCCCAUACGCCACGGGAUCACUCUCGAGGACGGUGCCGUACCUCCGCACGGUGCUUCGGGCACAAGUAGACGACCUCUUGGCCAAGGGAUGGAUUCGCCCUAGCUGUUCGCUAUACGGUGCUCCCGUUCUCUUCGUCCGGAAGAAGAACAAGGACCUUCGUUUGUGCAUCGACUAUCGGAAACUUAACGCGCAAACUAUGAAGAACGCCGACCCUCUCCCUCGGAUCGAUGAUCUUCUCGAGCGACUAGGCGGCGCCAAGUACUUCUCGAAGCUUGACCUCAAGUCCGGAUGUCACCAGAUCGAGAUCCAGCCAAGAGAUCGGUACAAGACCACUUUCAAGACGCGGUAUGGGCAUUUUGAGUGGAUCGUCAUGCCUUUCAGUCUCACCAACGCCCAGGCUACUUUCCAAGCGGCUAUGACGACGGAAUUCUACGACUUACACGACCGCACCGUGCUCAUUUACCUCGAUGACAUCUUGGUUUAUAGCUGGACGUUGGACGAGCAUCUCGAGCACCUUCGCGCCGUUUUGGAGCGGCUUCGAAUCGCCAAGUACAAGGCGAACCGCGACAAGUGCGAGUUUGCCCAGCAAGAGCUGGAGUACUUAGGCCAUUACGUUACGCCGCAAGGCAUUCGUUCGCUCGCGGACAAGUCCCCCUUCGUGCCUUUCGAGUUCAGCGACGAAGCCCGGCAUGCGUUUCACAUGCUAAAGACGACUUUGCUUCAAGCUCCCGUCUUAAGCAUCUAUGACCCGACCUUGCCUACCAAAGUGACUACGGACGCUUCCGGUUACGGCAUUGGCGCGGUUGUGGAACAGCAUGACAGCACAGAUUGGCAUGCGGUUGAGUACUUCAGCCAAAAGGUGCCGCCCAUCAACACUCUGGAUGAUGCGAGGAAGAAGGAAAUCCUAGCUUUUGUCACCGUACUUAAGCGUUGGCGUCACUUUCUCCUCGGGCGUCGGCGUUUCAUAUGGGCAAUGGACAACAAUCCGUUGACGUAUUACAAGACACAAGACACGAACCUGCAACAGCACUUCGUAAAUGGCUACAAGUCGGAUCCGGGAUUCUCCACACUCUAUGCGGACUUAUCAUCGGAUCAAUCGCCAGCAAGCAACUAUCGCAUUGUCCACGGCUACUUGCUUCUUCAUACACUAGGCAAGGACUUGUUCUGUGUUCCCCAAGACCGCAUCUUGCGCACUCGCAACCUUGGCGAAUUCCACGAUUCGUGGCUGGUGGGACACCUUGGCGUCGCACGCACACUAGCACGACUCCGCAAGCGAUUUCACUGGCCGGACAUCAUCAGCGACGUCAACCGGUACAUUCAAUCAUGCGCAGUUUGCCACCGGAACAAAGGGCGCCAUCAGCUCCCGUACGGUGAACUGAAACCAUUGCCGAUUCCUCAGACACCGGGUCUCUCCAUUGCUAUGGAUGUGACCGGUCCUUUCCCUCGCGAUCGCCUUGGUCAUGAUGGUAUUCUCACGGUCGUUGACCGUUUGAGCAAGUACGCUCGAUUUCUUCCAUGCAAGUAUCAUGCCACGGCUCCCAAGCUCGCACGACUUUUGCAUACCGGCUGGUUUUGCAGCCACGGCGUUCCGGAAGACAUCGUCAGCGACCGCGACACUCGUUUCAUGUCGGCCUUUUGGACGACACUCCUGGUGGAAUCCGGCACCAGCAUGAAACCGAGUUCUGCACGGCAUCCUCAAACUGAUAGGCAAACUGAACGUGCGCACCAGACUGCGCAGAUGAUGCUUCGCACACUCAUCCGCCCGGGUCAGAAGGACUGGGUUGACCGCCUUCCCGACAUCGAGUUCGCCUACAACACUUCGGUGCACCCGGCGAUUGGCGUGACUCCAUUCGAGUUGCACCAUGGUGGACGGAAAGGACGUAUCUUCGCAAACAUUUUGCUUCCACGGGCUGCCGAUAUAGACGCUGCUUGCUCCCCCGCUUCUACACGGAAGUACAGGGAAUUGCUGGCCAAAGCCCGCACAAACAUGCAAAAGGCUCAGUGCCUGCCUCGACAAGGACAAGGAAAAUGUCAAGCGUCCCGGCUUGGGAAACUGAGCACCGCGGGAAGUGCAGCGACAACAUUUCCCAGUUCGCCGGAGUCGGUUGCCUUGCUAGCAGCCUCUCUCACAUCCGGGGACACUGCGGUAGUCACAAGUUCUCGCGUCAAGUUUGAGAACUAUGUUGUCGAGCUGGUCCCACCGUUGAACCACCCUCUCCACGUGCAAGAUUCAAGCGUAUGCGCGGCAGCUCCGCCGUCGGACAACGAACCGGUUGCUUCGCCAACCCUUUUAUUGGAGGAUCCGUCAACUUGGACGAGACUUGAGGAUCUCGAUCCGUUGACGGUUGAGGACUUCCAAUGGUUGCCUCUUCCCUCCACCGGUUUUUUGCAAACUCCACAUUGCAAUGCCUUAAUGGCACAUCUACGCGAAUACUUGCACGCUGCAGUACCACCUCCGUCGACGGACGGCGGAGUAGUGGUUGUUGACCUUCGUAGCUAUCUUGCGAAGAUCGACCGCGAGUACGCAACGCAACGGUAUGUCGACAACGACGCGCCGCUCCUCUACAUCCGCAUUCAGAUCGGAAAGGCGACCUGCAGUGCCUUGAUCGAUUGUGGAGCGACUCGCAACUACAUCAGCCAAAACUUCAUGGCAUGCGCCGGGCUAGGCCCUCGCGUUCGAAGGAAAAGUCAGCCUACGCACGUCACGUUGGCCGAUGGUCACACGCAAAAGUCAAUCGACCGAUUCAUUGACUCGGUGCCCGUGUACUUUGCCCCGCUAGCAUGCGAGGCCGUGCCUUUCGACAUAUUGGACACCAAGUUCGAUAUGAUCGUAGGCAUGUCGUGGCUGCAAAGCGAAGACCAUGCGGUGAACUUCCAUCGACGCACCGUUCACGUUCGUGAUCGGCGCGGCGAACUAGUCCCCUAUGAGGAUGUCUUUCAAGCUCCCGCCGGAGUCAUACCGGAUCGGCCCAUACGCCACGGGAUCACUCUCGAGGACGGUGUCGUACCUCCACGCGGAUGCAUCUACCGCAUGAGCGAAGAGGAACUUCAAGUGCUUCGGGCACAACUAGACGACCUCUUGGCCAAGGGCGAGAUUCGCCCUAGCUGUUCGCCAUACGCUGCUCCCGUUCUCUUCGUCAGGAAGAAGAAGAAGGACCUUCGUUUGUGCAUGGACUAUCGAAAACUUAACGCGCAAACGAUCAAGAACGUCGACCCUCUCCCUUGGAUCGAUGAUCUUCUCGAGCGACUAGGCGGCGCCAAGUACUUCUCGAAGUUUGACCUCAAGUCAGGAUAUCAUCAGAUUGAGAUCCAGCCAAGAGACCGGUACAAAACCGCGUUCAAGACGCGAUAUGGGCACUUUGAGUGGAUCAUCAUGCGUUUCGGUCUCACCAAUGCCCCGGCUACCUUGCAAGCGGCCAUCGCGACGGAAUUCCGCGAUUUACUCGACAGCACCGUGCUCAUUUACCUCGAUGACAUCUUGGUUUAUAGCCGGACCCUGAACGAGCAUCUCGAGCAUCUUCGCACCGUUUUGGAGCGGCUUCGUAUCGCCAAGUACAAGGCGAACAGCGACAAGUGCGAGUUCGCCCAGCAAGAGCUGGACCACGGCGUUCCGGAAGACAUCGUUAGCGACCGCGACACUUGUUUCAUGUCGGCCUUUUGGACGCCACUCAUGGCGGAAUCCGGCACCAGCAUGAAACCGAGUUUCGCACGGCAUCCUCAAACGGAUGGGCAAACGGAACGUGAGCACCAGACUGCGCAGAUGAUGCUCCGCACGCUCAUCCGCCCGGAUCAGAAGGACUUGGUUGACCGCCUUCCCGACAUCGAGUUCGCCUACAACACUUCGGUGCACCCGGCGAUUGGCGUGACUCCAUUCGAGUUACACCACGGUGCACGGAAAGGACGUAUCUUCGCAGACAUUUUGCUUCCACGGGCUGCCAAUAUAGACGCCGCUUGCUCCCCCGCUUCUACACGGAAGUACAGGGAACUGUUGGCCAAAGCCCGCGCAAACAUGCAAAAGACUCAGGCUGACAAAGCAGAGUUAGAAGGCUUGGAUGAGUCAGCAUUGUCUGACCAAAUGAAAGUACUGAAGAACAAUAUGUUGUCGUUGCAUGCGCACGUGGACAGCAGAUUGGACUUCAUGCAGAGCACUCUUGACCAGAUCCUAGACGUUCUGACAAGGCCAGGAUUUAGGCCUCCAGCACAGUCGUCGUUGCCGUUAACGGCGAUGUCAGGCCCCUUUCCAGUACAAGUUGGCCCACAGCCAAGUGGCACGUCUGCAGCAGCCGCACAGACUGCUGCAUCUUCUUCUUCGGGUCCAGCGGUGGUUGCUACACCACAGCAACAAUCUGUUCCGCAACAGGGACAGCCGCAGGGUCAAUGGUUUCCUAAGACCCCAAUGAAACCGCCUAUUGCCUUCUCAGGCGAGAGAAAGGACGAAGAACUCAACACUUGGUUGAGAACAGUCCCGGUUUGGGUGAAGGCAAAGAGGACCUUGCUGGAGGACGAAGUGGUUACUGCUGCAUCUUACCUUGAGGGUAAGGCAGCCAAAUGGCUAGAUGGUGUAGUUGUGAAGGCCGGGUACGGACGACGUAUGGCGGACUGGGCUAAGUCACUUACGUUAGACCAGUUCAUGAAGAUGGUAGAAACUCGAUGGCAUAAUCCACAGGAGGCACAAAGAGCCACUGAUGCGAUCAAUAGACUAGACCAACGAAAAUUCAAGUCGGUCAGAGAGCUUACGACUACCGUGGAGAGCUUGAUCCUCGUCCCUGGCAUCAACUACAGUGACCAGUUCCUGUUAACUACGUUUGUUAGAUGUCUUCCAGAAAACAUCAGGAACUUAUUGGCCAGCGAGGCCCGCCUCGAGUACCAUUCGUUCGAAACAUUGUCUAGGAAAGCCUUAGAUUUGGAGGCCACUCUAAGCAAUGCUCAACCCUCUCAGAAUGACACGAAGAAGAGGAAGAGUCCGCAGGAGUGGAAGAAGAAAGGGGCCAAGUUGAUGAUGGUCGAGCCCGAUGGGACUCAAACAGAGUUCGAUGAGCUCACCGACCUGCUGGACACUUCAGAGUACGAUGACGAGGAGUUGGCUGAGGGUAGCACCCUCGCCGCAAUAGUUAAGGCUGAGGAUGGUGGCCGAGUGAAGGGCCAACCAAAGAGUCAAGGGAAGGCCGCCUCCAAUCACACCAAAGUGGCUGAUUGGGUGAAGGCAGGUCUUGAUCAAGAAGUGUGGCGGGACCGCCGAGUGCGUGGAACGUUCCAGCACGCUAUGAAUCGGAUUUUCCAUGACCAUUUAGAUGAGUUCGUGCUCUACCUAGACGACAUUCUGAUCUUUAGUAAGUCUGCCGAGGAGCAUGCACAACAUGUCGAAAAGGUACUUUCACUCCUUCAACAACACAAGUAUAAGGUCAACUUAGAGAAGUGUGAAUUCGGUUGCACUAAGAUAUUAUACUUGGGUCAUGAAGUAUUCGCGGAAGGGAUUAGGCCGGAAGAUGCGAAGGUGGCUAGUAUACGCGACUGGCCACGAGCUCAGACAGUCACUGAGGUCAGAUCUUUCUUAGGAAUGUGCGGCUAUUAUAGGAACUUCGUCAAGAACUAUUCUACGGUCGCCUCUCCUUUGGCUGAUCUAACUCGACUUGACACGCCGUGGGACUGGAGUGAUGAGUGCGAGGGUGCUUUCAAGAGAUUGAAGCAUGCACUCAUGAAUCAUGAGGUCCUCAUGGUUCCCGAUCCUCAGAAGCCAUUCAUAGUGACCACUGACGCAAGCCAAUACGGCAUUGGCGCAGUGCUGGCUCAACAGGAUGGGAAAAAGUUGAGACCGAUUGAGUACAUGAGCAAGAAGAUGCCAUCAAAGAAAUUGGCAAAGUCCACCUGCGAAAGGGAACUCUAUGCUCUAUAUAAAGCACUUGUCCAUUGGAGACACUUCCUAUUGGGAAGGUUCUUCUACUUGAGGACUGAUCAUCCGACCCUCAAAUGGAUCAAGACUCAACCGGCUCUUUCUGAUGCACUCAAGCGAUGGAUUGAGGUCAUAGAUCAAUAUGACUUCAAGCUUGAGUAUCUGAAGGGAGAGUACAAUAAGGUUGCAGAUGCGCUAUCACGUAGGGCAGACUACCUACGUGCGCUAGUUUCCGACUUUGGUGUAUCUGAUGAAGUAACUCAAUCGUUGGUGGGAGCCUAUCAGGAAGACCCUGUCACAAUGGAUAUCAUUCGCAAACUUCAGGCAAAAGACAAGGCCACAAAGAGUGAGUUUGUGAUGGUGGACGGGCUUCUCUAUCUUGAUAAGGCCGGAAUAAAAAGAUUAGUAAUUCCAUCUAGUGAACGUUUGCGUAAUUUAUUUCGAGGAGAAUGCCAUGACGCAACCGGGCACUUUGGCUACAAGAAGACGAGUGCUAAUCUAGUACAACGACUUUGGUGGCCUAGAAUGUUAGAUGAUGCAAAGAAGUACGUAGAGACCUGUCAGGUCUGUCAGCGGGACAAGCAGCGAACUCAAGCACCGCUUGGGUUGUUGAGGCCCUUACCUAUCCCCACUCGUCCAGGACAGAGUGUUUCCGUGGAUUUCAUGGACACCCUGGUGACCAGCAAGAGUGGCAAGAGGCACAUAUUUGUCAUCAUCGAUCGAUUCACCAAGUACGCUAGACUAGUUGCAAUGUCAGAGACCGCAAGGACUGACCAUGUCAUCAAGUUGUUCAAGGACAACUGGGUGCGUGGCUUUGGUUUACCAAAGACCAUCGUUAGUGACAGAGAUGUCCGCUUCACAAGUGUGCUAUGGAAGAAGACUGCUGAACAGAUGGGCAGUCGACUUCAGAUGACUUCAGGGAAUCAUCCUGAAGCCAACGGACAAGCCGAACAAAUGAAUAGAGUUGUACAACACUUGCUGAGGCAUUACAUCAAGCCCAACCAGGAUGACUGGGAUGAGCAAUCGCCUCUCAUCGCCAGCCUGUACAACAAUGUUGUACACAGCAGUACCGGCGUUAUUCCUAACCAGCUUCACUUGGGAUGGAAGCCUAGAUCCGCCCUAGACUUCCUCCUACCUGAAAACCGACCCGCUGCAACUCCAGGCACACUCGAAUAUGGUGUGCAGUAUGAGAAGUUGCUGCAAGAAGCUGUCAAGCAUAUGAAGAAAGCUUAGCAAGCAAUGAUUGCUUCUGAGAAUCAACAUCGUAGACAGUC